UUAGUGCCAGCGGUUUGGUGCCCAUGGUGAGAUCCUGGAGUCCUGGGAUCGACUCCCACAUCAGGCUCCCUGCAUGGAGCCUGCUUCUCCCUCUGCCUGUGUCUCUGCCACUCUCUCUCUCUCUGUCUCUCUCUGUGUGUCUCUCAUGAAGAAAUAAAUAAACUCACCUCUCAUCACUCCAAAAUUAGAGUGGUUUUAUCUGAAGAACUGGGAUUUGUUUUUUCUUCUAUUUUUCAGGGGAUGAACAAUCAAUAUAUCCGUCGGGAAGUCUUUUGCUGUGAAACUUGUCAUGAGCUCAAAAGUUUCUGGGAAAAAGAAAUUAGCAAACAGACUUGUUACAGGGAACUGGAGGAAGAUCGUCAGGGAAGGAGCGCCCUGAGAAAGCAACCAGAUAUUCUCAUCUGGUGUGAAGAAACUGAAGUACAAAUCACUGAUAAUGUUGAAAACACAGAUUAUUCCCUUGAACUUGAUGUGGAUGAAUUUCCCUGA
Molecule: messenger RNA, 489 nt
Organism: Nyctereutes procyonoides (raccoon dog)
Lineage: Eukaryota; Metazoa; Chordata; Mammalia; Carnivora; Canidae
Product: protein FAM240B-like
Exons: 2
Coding region: 241-489 (82 amino acids)
Source: RefSeq, a predicted model, not a curated record